This is a messenger RNA of Hibiscus syriacus, 1106 nucleotides long. Its product is annotated as 25.3 kDa vesicle transport protein-like. Gene Ontology annotation, cellular component: Golgi membrane; endoplasmic reticulum membrane; endoplasmic reticulum-Golgi intermediate compartment. The coding region runs from base 176 to 832 and encodes 218 amino acids. Gene Ontology annotation, biological process: retrograde vesicle-mediated transport, Golgi to endoplasmic reticulum; endoplasmic reticulum to Golgi vesicle-mediated transport; vesicle fusion with Golgi apparatus. The record is from RefSeq and is a predicted model, not a curated record. Lineage: Eukaryota; Viridiplantae; Streptophyta; Magnoliopsida; Malvales; Malvaceae. The transcript is spliced from 6 exons. Gene Ontology annotation, molecular function: SNAP receptor activity.
AAUAUAUUUUACCCCUCUCUUUCUCUCUCCUUUCCAUUUUCACCUCUUAAAGACUUGUCGGACCAGGCCGUUCCCUCUGCCUCAGAUCGUUGAAAUCGAGAAGAAAUCCAUAGAUCCAUAUUCUAUAUAAUCAGUUUGAACAGAUUUUUUGUAGCUGAGAAAUAGGGGAGUAAAGAUGGUAAAGAUGACAAUGAUUGCUCGUGUUACUGACGGUCUUCCUCUGGCUGAGGGACUAGAUGAUGGUCGUGAUCUAGCAGAUGCUGAAAUGUACAAACAGCAAGUUAAGGCUUUAUUUAAGAAUCUGUCUAAAGGCCAUAAUGAGGCUUCAAGGAUGUCUAUUGAAACCGGCCCCUAUGUAUUCCACUAUAUCAUUGAAGGACGUGUUUGUUACUUGACAAUGUGUGAUCGUGCUUAUCCUAAGAAACUCGCCUUUCAAUAUCUGGAGGACCUAAAGAAUGAAUUUGAGCGUGUCAAUGGAGCUCAAAUUGAAACAGCUGCCAGACCUUAUGCCUUCAUUAAAUUUGAUACCUUCAUACAGAAGACGAAGAAAUUGUACCUGGACACACGUACUCAACGUAAUAUUGCAAAGUUGAAUGAUGAACUCUAUGAAGUUCACCAAAUAAUGACUCGUAAUGUACAAGAAGUCCUUGGUGUUGGUGAAAAGUUGGACCAGGUCAGCCAAAUGUCCAGUCGUUUGACAUCAGAAUCCCGUAUAUAUGCUGACAAGGCAAGAGAUUUAAAUAGGCAGGCAUUGAUCCGUAAGUGGGCUCCUGUUGCCAUUGUGUUGGGAGUUGUCUUCCUCCUCUUCUGGGGGAAAACAAAGUUAUGGUGAUUCAAGUAUGCUCCAUUGUGUUAAGAACUCAUAAGAAUUCCUUGGGCUUCCCUGUUUCUUUGACCAGCUUCUUGCCACACCCAGAGACCAAACAUUGGAGUGAAUUCUGGUUCUUCAUCACACAAUUUUCUGCGAAGACGUAGGUACAAAUUUGUAAUGUGGCAUUGUGAAAGAGAGACCAUUGCUGUAGAGCAUAUGUUCAAAACAAAACUAUUCUUUCUAUAUGUGAGAGCCAGAAUACAGCAUCCAAAUAGAUUAACUUAUUCUAGUGUUU